AUGGACGCCGCAGCGCUCAGGCCGCACUUAGUGCGCCACUCCCUCAGCACCGCGCACCUCUCGCGCGCGCCUCUCGGUCGUGCCAACACCGCCUCCCGCCGCGCGCAUCGUCUUCCGCCCCUCCGCGCGCGCGCAUCGGGCGGUGGCGGCGGCUUCCCCAAGGGGCAGGGCCUCAUCGGGCUCAACGGCCAGCCGCUCUCGUCCAGCCCCGGGGGUACCGGCGGCGGUUCCGGUAGCGGGGGGAUGUACCUGCCGUUUCUAAAGCCGGCGGAGCGCGCGGUGGAGGAGGGGCUGGGGUCGGUAGAGGAACUGCUAGAGGUCGUGCGCGAGCGGCGUGGGCUGUGGUACGAGUACGCGCCCGCCAUCGGCGCGCUGGGGCGGCAGGGGCUGUCGCCGGCGGCGAUCGCGGAGGCGACGGGCAUGACGGGCGUGGAGCAGAGCGCCGUCACCACGGCGGCGCAGGUGCGCGCGACGCUGAGCGCCGCGCAGAUGGACCCCGCGCUGCUCGCGUUCUUCGACGUGGGCGGCGCGGAGGCGCUGUACGAGCUGCGCGUGCUGGCGGGCGCGCAGCGGAAGGAGGCGGCGGAGUACGUUGCGCGCGAGGGGCUGGACGGGAAGGGCGCGCGGGACGUGGCGCGCGCCAUCAAGGAGUACGAGCGGCGCAAGCGAGAGGCGGACCGCAGCCACUUCAGUGCGGAGCCGGGAGACUGUCUGGCGUUCGCCUCGUACCGCCAGAGCGGGGAGGCGAGGAGCCGCGCCGAGCGCGAAGCGGCGCUGGUGAGGGCGGAGCAGGUGGCUACGACCGACGCCGCCCGGGCCUUCAUCUCCACCGCUCUGCACCGCUGCCGCAACCCCGACGCCGCACCGCCCGCCCACGCCGCCGCCCACGCCACUGGCCCCGGUGCCGCCGCCACCGCCACUCCCCCCUCUCUGCCAGUGGCGCGGCUGCGCAGCGCUGAGACCCAGGCGACGCCCAUGCCCGUGGUGACCUGCGCCGCGGACCUGCAGCACCUGCCCGCGCUGCCCCCCCCGCAGGGCCCCUUCCGCCUCUUCUCCCCCGCGCCCGGGCUGCCGUGGGUGGCGCUGCCGUCGUGGCCCGCCCUGCGGGGCGUGCCCGCGCUGCUGGCGCUGCUGCUGCCCUCGCCCUCCCUGCUGCCGCCCCUGCAGGCGCGGCAGGGGGAUGGCGCGGUGCUGGUGGUGGUGCAGGGCGCGUGGGGGGAGGGGAGCGCGGUGGAGGGCGGGCACUACUAUGUGGUGAGGGACGCGGAGAGGGGCGGGGAGAGGGGGCUGGUGGUGGUGGCGGGGGGGGAGGUGGCGGAGCGGUAUGGGUCGGGGGCAGGGGAGGCUGUGGUGGGGCGAGUGGUGCUGGCGCUGCUGCCACCUGACAGCGAGGAGGAGGAAGAGGAGAUUGAUGUGGACGACUGGGAGUGA
Messenger RNA from Closterium sp. Naga37s-1, 1431 nucleotides. Lineage: Eukaryota; Viridiplantae; Streptophyta; Zygnematophyceae; Desmidiales; Closteriaceae. The record is from the annotation of a GenBank genome assembly.